Molecule: messenger RNA, 2874 nt
Organism: Eptesicus fuscus (big brown bat)
Lineage: Eukaryota; Metazoa; Chordata; Mammalia; Chiroptera; Vespertilionidae
Gene: EXD1
Product: exonuclease 3'-5' domain containing 1
Exons: 12
Coding region: 482-2191 (569 amino acids)
Biological process (GO): nucleobase-containing compound metabolic process
Molecular function (GO): 3'-5' exonuclease activity; nucleic acid binding
Source: RefSeq, a predicted model, not a curated record
CCUCAGCACCCAGCCGCGUCUCGCUGGAAACGGACCCGCCCCCGGAAUUGUGACGCAACGGGCCUUAAAAGGGCAAUGCCACUCUGGCUCUAGUGACUGCAAUUAAAAGGGCAACGCCAUUUUACUCACUUGACAAGCUAACCCGCGACAGGUUUCUAACAGAAAUCCCCACCCUACGGAUGGCACAGAGAAACAAUAAAGAUAGAUAGACAAAGGCGCGCUUGGGGACCUCUAGGGUGUCUCCUGAGAACGGCUUGCCGGGAGUUGCACUUCCCCCUUUUCCAGGGCGGCCCUCUCUCCUCCUGGCCGCUGGGGGCGCUCUGAAAUCGGCCUCGGGGCCGCGCGCUGAUGGACUCCGGAGGAGCAGCUGGGCCUCUCGUUGGCUCGGGCCGGAGGCCGCCGGCAGCGUCGUGGCCUCGGGUCCUCAGUGCUUAGAUACUUAAAGAAGAUUUCUUGAAGACUGCUUUUGGAGUAAAAAAGCAUGGAUCCCAGCAGUGACUACCAUUACCUCAAUCAGAUUUUGUGGAGAAGGGUGAAACUCACAUUGGUUUGUGGCAUCUUUGAGGGAGUGCUCCAGCAUGUGGACCCUAACAAGAUUGUUAUCUUGAAGAAAGUGAAGAAUGUGGAGACUGGUCGAAGUGUCCCAGGAGUGAAGAUGUUUUUUGGACAUGAGAUUGUGAAUGUGGAACUACUGGAUGAAGUGGAACAAGGUACAGUGGGAGAAAAAGCAUCCUCUGUUAGUCUAAAUACAGAAAGAACCAGUUUGGAUAAAAUGAAAGAUGAAGACUUAAAUGUAUGUGAGCCUCCUCCUGCCCCUGAGGCACCAACCACCUCUCUUCUGAGUGACCUCAAGUACAGCCCAUCAGAGGAAGAAGAGGUGACAUACACAGUCAUUGAUCAAUUCCAGCAGAAGUUUGGUGCUGCAAUGCUCCACAUCAAGAAGCAGAGUGUUUUGAGUGUGGCUGCAGAAGGAGCUAAUGUGUGUCGUCACGGGAAACUAUGUUGGCUUCAGGUGGCCACAAACAGCCGUGUCUACUUAUUUGACAUUUUCCUUCUCGGAAAUCGUGCUUUCAACAAUGGACUCCAGAUGGUAUUAGAAGACAAGAAAAUUUUGAAGGUUAUCCAUGAUUGUCGUUGGCUUUCUGAUUGCCUCUCUCAUCAGUAUGGAAUUUUGCUGAAUAAUGUCUUUGACACACAGGUGGCAGAUGUCCUUCAAUUUUCCAUGGAAACAGGCGGCUUUCUUCCAAACUGCAUCAGUACUUUACAGGAGAGUUUAAUCAGACACCUUAAAGUAGCCCCUAAAUAUCUCUCCUUUCUGGAAGAGAAACAAAAACUGAUUCAGGAAAAUACAGAAGUGUGGUUCACACGACCUCUUUCACCCUCCUUGCUGAAAAUUUUGGCCCUAGAAGCCACCUACCUGCUACCCCUUCGCUUGGUACUCCUGGAUGAGAUGAUGUCUGACCUAACCACCCUGGUGGAUGGGUACCUAAACACCUACCGAGAAGGGUCUGCAGACUGGCUGGGAGGCAUGGAGCCUACAUGUAUGGAACUUCCAGAGGAACUGCUUCAACUCAGGGACUUCCAGAAACAGCGCAGAGAGAAAGCCACAAAAGAAUACAGGAUGAAUGCACAGGGACUCCUUAUAAGGACACUGCUACAUCCAAAGAAAUCCGUGACAGAGACAACGAAGAAAGAGGAAAAAUUAAGAGGUGUCUUACUUUGUGAAAAAGCUAGGCUAGAUAAAGCUCAAAGUUUUACAUCUCAUGAGGAUGUAAAUUUGCUGAAAGAAGCAGCUAAGAGUAAACAAAUUACAACAGAACCUCCACAUUUACCUCACAUAAAGCAGGAAGUCCGUGAGGAUUCCAGUAACAAAGUCAUUUGCCCUGAAUCAGAGGGAUUGGAGGACAAGAGAAUAAACCAGAAAGAACACCUUAAGAUACCCAAACAGGAAUUUCAAGCAGGUUUAUCUUUGAAAGAGGAGAUAGAACAGUUACUGAUGGUGAAAAACAAGGAAGAUCUAAAACGCACAAAACAAGGUGUCCCAGUGUCUCCUUCCCUUCCUCAGGAAGCCAGAAUGUCUCCAAGUGGCACCUUUCAUCCUUGUAGAAAAGCUGUGUUUCCCACACUUCCUCCCUGUCCAGCUUUGGAGGAGACUGAUUCCUGGAUAAAUUCUUCUUCAAAUCUGCCUUAGAGAGCUACAGUUUGUUCUUUAGGCCAAAAAGUGGCUCAUUUCUCCCUACCAUCAGGGCUUCCCUCAGUGCUUAAAUUUCUCAUGUUAUAAAUUUAGUUAUGCCUCAUUCAUAGGCUUCAGGGGAAAUUAUAUCCUCUUGCUUAUUCCUGGGAGUAAAUAAGUUAAAUAAUAGAAGAAGUAAAUUUUCUGAUUAUAUCACUGGGCAGAAGAAAUGUUCCCAGUGGCUAGAGUGAAUUAUUUCUCACAAUUUGAAUUUAGAGGAUUUGAAGAAGGGAAAAAUCUUGGGCUUAAUAUCUUGAAGAAUCUACACUUUUAAAAUUUUGUUGUGUUUUUUGGUUUGAAGAGUGUUGGUAAAACUCUUAGCUAUAAGUUUAAAAAUAAUUGGUACCUGACAACUUUAUUAGUUCUUUUUGCCUUUUUUUUUUAUGCCUCAUAAUUCUUUUUAAAAAUUAUUAAUUUAUUUUAGAGAGAGAAAAACAUCAUUUUGUUAUUCAAAUUUACGCAUGCAUCGGUUGAUUCCUGUAUGUGCCCUGAUGAGGGAUUGAACCCUAGACCUUGGUAUAUCAGGACAACGCUCUAACCAACUGAGCUACCUACCUGGCCAGGGCUCUUUUUACCUUUUCAAAAUAUUUACGUUGUCAAUUAUACGUCAAUAAAGAUGAAAAAAUAUUAACUGUUUUUGA